UAGAAUGGAUCACAUUCCUCGACUAUCGGAGGUCCUGUACGUGGGUCUGUGUGAUGAAAUAGGGACACCGACAGAAGUGGCCAUCAGAAGGGACGUGAGGGACAUGGAGGAGAUGAUCAAGAAACCUGUACAAUUGUGUACUGGAACUAUUUAUUUGAUUUCUGGUAGUUAUAGGGAGGGUUUUAGGUUUGACUACUCUGAUCGUGAUGUAAUGUUCUGGAUUCAUAGCCAUAAAAUGAUAAGUAAACUUUCUCAGUCAAGCAUAUACGAUCCAUCAAAACAUACCAUUAUUCUAAUGGAGGAAUCAGAUACACCGCCUGGAUUUGUAAAAUUACAUCUUCUUACACAGCCUAGGGACGACUUUAUCCAAUCAGCACUUGUUUCCCUCAAUGGUAUACAUUUUCUUUCAAAUUUGUUAUGGAAGGAAAAAUGGUUGCAACGGACUGAAGAAAACAAACAAUAUCAAAAUGUUGACAGUCAUGGUCCUUGUUCAAAUGGUUAUUUUCACCAUAUUGAAUUUGAUCAGGCUCUUUGUCUUAGCAGUGUACAUUGGACAAAAAUAACAAGUAAUUGGAUUGAGCGAUGUCUUCAUUACACCUGGCCUCCUGAAUAUGUGUUAACUGAAAUUCUGAAGAACGGUUUUCAUUGUGUUGCUAUCGGGAAUAAUAUUUUAUCUCCUUCCUAUGAAUUAGAGUGGAGAUUAUCGUUUUCUCAAGCCGAACAAAAAUUAGUGUGUACCAUGAACCAUACCCAAUUUUUAUGUUACGGACUCCUGAAAAUAUUUCUAAAGGAAGUAAUCAAUCAUAGUAUCCGCGAACCAUUACUUUGUUCAUAUCACAUAAAGACUACAAUGUUCUGGAUAAAUCAGUUGGAAACUAUUCAAUGGUACCCAAACAAUAUACUGAACUGUUUCUGGAAAUGUUUCAAAUAUAUCAUACAUUGUGUUUACCGUGGCGAGUUUCCCAAUUUUUUCAUUCCACAAAAUAACAUGUUUUCAAACAAAUUAAUUGAAUCUACUCGUAGCUGUUUACUAGAGCAACUUAAUCAAUAUUACAGAAUGGGCGUGUCUUGUCUUCUUCUUAGUCCGACUCUCAGAUCAAUACUGGAACCAGCUUUAAGGACUCCGUCGUUUGUGGUUCAUUUUUUCGAGGGUCAUAUUAAAUCUGUUGUAGAAGUAGAUUUUCAAUGCAGGGAUGAAAUAUUUUCUAUUUUUAUGACAGAUAGGCAGUAUAAAGAAAUUGUUACACAAUUUAAAUCGGUUGAAAGAUUAUGGCAAUUUUCAUUUUUGCCGUACCAAACACUAACAUUACAAUAUUGUACAGCUCAAACUUUUAUUAACAUGGUGUUCAUUGCAGCGCAGAGUUCUUCUUGUAGAACUCAUAAAGAGAGGUUUUCAUUAGAAAGAAGAUUUUGUAACAUACUGAAACUGGCUGGAAGGAUAGGUUGUGUGUCUGAUUUACUGUAUUUAGCUUUGUAUUACUAUAGAUUUGGUAGAUAUCAUGGAACUGUUAGGUUAAUUCAUUUCAUCAGAAAAAGACUUUCACAGCCUUUUAUCUUGUAUAAUCGUCUAGGUGGACAGGGAUAUGAAGCUGUAUGUAGUCUGUCUCCUUCUCAACGGAUGAAAAUGGCAUGGGCAGAUACUCUGAAACUUGAUGCGAGUGUUUUAUAUAUUCGAGAAUUAUUAUUAGAACAAUAAGAAGCCGAGAAGAAUGGAGAACGCUUUUUAUUUAUAUCUCCAUUUCUUACACUAGAAUGGUUGUCUGUGUUAUCUUUCUACAGACUAGGGAAUCGGUCUCUAUAUCAACAGUCACUGUCAGACUUAAAAACUCUGCUGUUAUAUGAUGAUGGGAUGUAUAUAUCUACACAUCAGAGAGAUCUAGCCUGGCAGAUACUUGGGAUUUGUCAGCACGUUGUUGGGGAUUUAAACGGGUCUUUAUAUUCUUAUCAACAGUCACUGAAACAGGAGCCA
This is a messenger RNA of Saccostrea cuccullata (small rock oyster), 1969 nucleotides long. RefSeq lists its product as uncharacterized. Bases 5 to 1696 code for a protein of 563 amino acids. NCBI's taxonomy places the organism in Eukaryota, Metazoa, Mollusca, Bivalvia, Ostreida, Ostreidae. The record is from RefSeq and is a predicted model, not a curated record. The transcript has a single exon.